AUUUCCUCAAGUGUUGAGAUUUUAUCACGCGUAUGUUUACCUCAACUGUUAGAUUAUAGUCAAACACGAAGAAAACUUAGCUAGCAAAAUAAGUUAACUUUUCAGACGGGAUCGCUUUAAAUCUGAUCAAAAACUGUUCAGAAAUACGAAUUUGAAAGGAAAACCCCACGGCAACACUAAUGUUCGUAUACGAACUUUAACAUGUUAAUAAAGAGACGGGAAUUAGUUCGAUGCGCCUAGGCAAUCAUAAUGUCACAUGGAUCAACAGUUUAAAAAAAUGGCGGAGCGACUGAAAAAGGAACGGGUGAAGAGAAAGUCAGAGGAGGAGCUGUUAGCUACGAAAAAAGAGUGCAAAAGGAAAUACGAGUUAUCGUCACAUAUAAUAAGAAUUUCAUUGAGAAAUUUUAGUAGAUGGAAAGAUGCAAAAAAUGCCCUGAAUGUCAAGACGAAUGACGAAGUUGCAUCGGCUCUUCUUGAUCUGUGGGAAGGCAUGUUAACAGAUGUGAUGAAGGAAGCAGAUGAAAUUCAAAAGAUAACAAAAGAAGCUGAGCCAGAACAAACUCUCCAAAAAAGGUCUCAUCUCUUAGGAGAAACAACAAUGGCUGUACAUUCCACACCAGUAGCCGCUGAGAAAAACAUUCCUACAUCAGUUGAGUUUGGUGGCAUAUCUAAUAUUUCAGAGUCAAAUGGGCAAUCUUCAGAUGCAUCUGUAUCCAGCUCAUUGAAAGAUGCAUCAUUACAAAAAUAUAUAGAAAAGGCAAAAGAAACCGAUGCAUCUUUUAUAAAUAUUACAUUAGAGUUGAUGCCUGCUGAAAAAGAUGUAAGCUACCAUCCAACUAUGAGUGAAGAAGAAGAGGCAUAUUCUGAAGAUAGCAAGACUGAUGAGGAUGAAGAUUAUUUGCUUGAAAUGUCUUUAAGGGAUGACAAUAGAGUAAGUGAUGAUGUGCCAGUGUGUGCUGUAGCUGAUGCAAUUUUAGAUAUAGAAGAUGACUUUGUAGUGCAGGAUGAAGAAACAGAUGAGGACACCGAGGAUACAGAGACAGAGGAAAGAGAUAUUGUCACAGAGAGAAAAGCAAUAUGCUUUGAAAAGAACCUGAUGGAAUUGGCCAGUAUUCAUAUAAGUAGUGAAUGCAACCGUAAAAAAUGUGACAAAAUAGUUGGUUUGGACACACGUAUGAUUGGCUCCUGCUUUCGAAUGACAUGGAAAUGCGAAAAGGGACACAUUAUAAGAAGAUGGAAUUCUCAGCCAUUGCUGAAAAAGAAGCCUGCAGGUGACUUACUAUUGUCCGCAGCAUUACUGUGUAGCGGAAACAAUUAUGAAAAAGUACGUCUUGAUCUUAUUUGGGAAAAACAAAAGUCUUCUAUAAAUUUAUAUUUUGUUACAAUUGUAGGUGGUGGCCGUAUGGACUCACCAGGACAUUCAGCCCAGUAUUGUACAUACACCAUAAUGGAAUAUGAGAACAAGGACAUACUUGCCUGUGAGAUAGUGGAUAAAAGAGAAACAGACAUGAAGUCAACCGCUAUGGAAAAAGAAGGACUGAAGCGUUGUUUAAAGAAAUUGUCUGAUAGUGGAAUAACCAUACAAGAGCUCUGUACUGAUGCAAGCACACCUAUUGCCUCAAUGAUUGGUGGAGAAUUUAUUUAA
Ruditapes philippinarum (Manila clam) is the source of this 1645-nucleotide messenger RNA. RefSeq lists its product as uncharacterized. The transcript has 8 exons. Lineage: Eukaryota; Metazoa; Mollusca; Bivalvia; Venerida; Veneridae. The coding region runs from base 257 to 1645 and encodes 462 amino acids. The record is from RefSeq and is a predicted model, not a curated record.